CAAUUCAUGUUUCAGCCUUAUGGCACUCUUACAGGCUUGGGAUAGCCAUCAACAAAGAUAACAAGGUACAAGAGAUCUGACAUGACAGACCUAAAAGAAAUGAACAACCAUGGUAAUGGUGGGGCUUACCCAUCACCCCCCGAGGCUGAGGAAAAGGAGGAAAAUCUCAGUGUCUCCAUAGAGGAAGGCCAGCCCCCCAGCAGGAAAUGUGCUGCUCUAAGGUCAUGCUUUCACAAAUGUAGCAAGCCUGUCAGUACAAAGUACCACCCUCUCUCCGAAAACCCAGGGAAACUCGAGCGAUUCCGAUAUGCUUUUAUGUGUCCACCACAUGGAAAUCUUGCCAUGUAUAUACAGUUUUUUCUGCUAUGCGCCAUGACUUGGGCAGUGCUUGUUGCUGUAACCAAAGAUGAGGCCCUACCAGGGGGCAAUUUCUUUUCUCUAGUCAUUCUCUUUACAGCAGCUGUAGCUGGGGGAUAUGUGUUCUCUCUAGUCCGUUUGCCUCCUUUAUUGGGUAUGCUUAUUGUUGGGGGUAUGCUGAGUAACAUUCCUGUUGUUAAGACAGUGGGCCAAGGAUUGGACUUGCAGUGGUCUGGGGCUCUUAGAAAAAUAGCAUUAACUGUGAUCUUGAUCCGAGCGGGUCUUGGCCUGGAUCCUGUGGCUCUCAGGAAGUUGUCUUUUACUGUACUUAGACUGGCUUUUACCCCUUGUCUAACAGAGUGCCUAGCAGAAGCUGUAGCAUCCCACUUCCUGUUGGGGUUGCCAUGGGAAUGGGGAUUUAUGUUAGGAUUUGUCCUUGCUGCAGUGUCUCCAGCUGUUGUGGUACCCUCCCUCCUCAAUCUAUCAGACCGGGGCUAUGGUUUAGACAAAGGCAUUCCUACUCUAGUCAUUGCAGCAGCCAGUGUGGAUGAUGUUUUGGCCAUCACAGGUUUUGGGGUGGUACUUGGAAUAGCCUUCACUCAAGGAGACCUAGCACUGACCAUUGUAAAAGGUCCGUUAGAAGCUUUGUUGGGUGUAGCUUUCGGGUGUGUGCUCGGGGUCUUUCUGUGGUACUUUCCAUCCAAAAAUGGAUCCAAUAAAAUGUUUUACCGGUCCAUGCUGUUAUUCGCUGCUGGACUAAUGGCCACGUUUGGGAGUGAUGUGGUCCAUCUUCCGGGGGCUGGCCCCCUCGGAUGUUUGACCCUGGCUUUUGUCGCAGCAUUCAGAUGGAGGAAAGAAAGAGAGGAGGGACAGCCUGACACCAUUGCAGAGGUGGUAGGAAUUCUCUGGAUGUUGUGUCAGCCAUUACUGUUUGGACUUAUUGGGGCAGCGGUCAACUUUGACAGCAUAAAGGAUCUCAGCACACUAGGUCUAGGUAUAGCUGUGUUGGCUAUCGGGCUUGUGGUAAGAAUUGCUGUAUCAUUCUGUGUGGUGUUUGGAUCUGGCCUUACCCUCAAAGAACAGUUAUUUGUGGCCCUUGCCUGGUUUCCCAAGGCAACAGUUCAGGCUGCUAUUGGUGGAUUAGCCCUGGAUGCCGCCAUAAAAAUGGGAGACCCCACACUGAUUAAUCUUGGAACUAGUAUACUUACUACAGCUGUGCUCUCUAUCAUUAUUACGGCCCCUAUCGGUGCCCUAGCGAUUGCUGUUUCAGGCCCCCUCUUACUAAACAGAAUAGACCCCAAAACAGGAAAAGUGGUGUCUAAAGACAGUGAAGACCCCGAAAAAUCUUCCAUGUUAGACCAGGGACAAAAUGAAAAUGUGGAGGGGCCACAAUGAGUCUGUUAAAUGUUAAAAUGUAAUAACUGUAAAUAUAGACACUACCUCAAUCCAAAAUAAUUAUUUUUUAAACUUUCAUAUACUUAAUCUAAUCAUGUAUGUCAUCUG
Molecule: messenger RNA, 1860 nt
Organism: Saccostrea echinata
Lineage: Eukaryota; Metazoa; Mollusca; Bivalvia; Ostreida; Ostreidae
Product: sodium/hydrogen exchanger 9B2-like
Exons: 11
Coding region: 82-1752 (556 amino acids)
Biological process (GO): proton transmembrane transport
Cellular component (GO): membrane
Molecular function (GO): antiporter activity
Source: RefSeq, a predicted model, not a curated record